Molecule: messenger RNA, 3743 nt
Organism: Monascus purpureus
Lineage: Eukaryota; Fungi; Ascomycota; Eurotiomycetes; Eurotiales; Aspergillaceae
Source: the annotation of a GenBank genome assembly
CCCGACUUGGUCCAACCACUCUCUCCGAAGUGUUCCUUUUUUAUCCCUUGUCCUUUAGAUCUUUAGAAUGAUGCCGUCUGCUGCCAGGUUGGCUUGAUUCUUAUCUCACUUACCUCCUCCUUAUACGUUUUUCCUUUCUUUUAGCCCCCCUCGACGCCUGUAGCUUCAUUGCUCUCGGCUAGCCUUAAGGCCGUGACGCCACCUUCACAUUUUUUUAUGCGUACCCGAACCAUUCUCCCUUAUUCGUUCCCAUUUCUACCAUGACCGCUACAUCGUCAGUGCCCUUUUCAACCAUGGAGACCCAGCUUCUUGAUGAUACGAUGGAACUAGGUUCUCCAUACCAGGGCCACGAUGAUUUCGACAUUGACCUGGACGCUAUGGAAGAUGGAGCCUCGAAUAUGGACGACGAUAUGAUGGUAGCAGAUGCAUACCCAGAGGUUCUUAAUGAGGAUAUCCCGGGGCCUAUGGACGAUGCAGAUAUGGCAGAUGACACUGCAGAGCCAUCCAUGGUCGACGCAUAUGGCCAGCCCCCCGCGACGAAUAACGCGACCCACGUGGAGUACAAAAUUGAAGAGUCGUUAGAGGCGGAAAUGGCAGACGAAUACGAUGAAGACAUCGAUGCUCCCUUUACGGGCUACGAAGAAGAAAUGCCUCCGAAUACCGAGGAAGCACAUAACGAGGAUGUUGAAGAUACGCACCUCACAGAGAAAGUAGAAGCCAUCGAAGGUGAACCUGAAGAGCAUGUAACCGAAUCCAAUCUUGAGGAACGGAGAGACCAAGAUCAGAUAGAUGAAAAUGCCGUUAACGAACCCUGUUUGACUACACCGCAGCUCGGCCACAAUGAUACUGGAGACGAUUCUGAGGUGCCUGCUGAGCACCAGGGCCAGCACGAGCAGGAACAGAGACAGGAACAGGAGUUCCAUGACCACACUAACAAAGCAGAAACGACAGUGGAUUCCCAAGAAGAACAUGCUGUCAAUGCUGGCCAAGAGGCACAUUUGAAGCAGCAUGAAAACGAGGGCCAGAAAGCCACUGAGCAGGAAUCUCUUGUUGACGAGGCUGCUCGGGUUGAGGAGACAGAGCCAACGGAAGCCGCGGGUCUCCAUGAAUCAGAUGAGCGGGAAGCCCAUUCCACUCCACAUACUGCUCUGCACCCAGUUAAGGUUUUGUACCAGGACAAUGAAAUUUCCUUAUUCCCUCCUCGGGAAGGUGACUACUCAGAAACUUUCUUCCUUGAAGAUGAGGGCCUUGCUUAUGAAGAUUUCGGGAAGCUUUUUGGAGCUUGUCGCGAGGUGCUUGGAGAACACCUUGGAGAACACGAGAUCUUGGUGGCGGAUAUUGAUUCUUUGAAUAUCCAACUACUGGAGGACUCCGUGGAUAUAUCGAAGGUGACCUUGCACCAGAUAGUCGAUCUGUAUCUGCAGCUUUCCCGUAAUGAUGGGUCCGAUGUACCGGAGCCCUUGUAUCUGACCCUGAGCGCAAGACUGACUCUCCCCACUGAAAUAUCAAAUCUGGUAACAGCUGCAAAUGAGGGCAAAGGGCUUUCUGAAUUAUUCCCUUGGGAUGACUAUGAGGAGGAAAAGCCUGCACCAGCAGAAGUUCCCAAAGAGGACCAGGAGCAAUAUCACGAAGAUCGCCCUCAGAAUGAUAUCGUUAAGGAGGAUGACCGCCAGGAUCAGGAUUUGAACGAAAAAGUCCCAGAUGUGGGAUCUGCUCACCAUACGCAAGACUCUAAUGAAGUGCACGAUGGGGAGGCGCAGCCGCAACCCGAUCCUGCCGUCUCUUCUGACGUCCACGAUGAAGAGGCUGUUGAGAUAAAUAUUGAAGAUGAAGACCAUGAUGGCCUUGAAGAGUACGAAACACGUGAGGAACAUGAAAGUGUCACUCAUACAGAUCAGCCUGGUAGCCAUCCUCAUUCUGUACAUGAAGAGCAUGAUGACGUUCCUGACGAAGGAUCGUAUGACUCGGAGGCGCAGAAAACCGAGUCUACAGCCACACUUUCUAACUUGCCUGCUUCUCAUUCAACAACCCUCCAACCCCAGGAGGAAUUCACAGAAAGCGCUACUGGUGAUGACAAAGUGGUGCAUGAUCAUACUGAUGAAGUCGAAUAUACCGGUGAUGUAAGAAACCCCGAAGAGGUAACUAAUGAAGAGAUUCCGGAACACUCUGACUACGCUGGAGUGUCUGAUGAUGAAUGCGCAAAUGCUGUGCCUGAUGAAACCGAACUAGCCGCCGACACCUAUCAACAACAUAUCCCCUCGGAAUAUGACGAACAGGAGCGCACCGGUGAAUCCGAAUUUACUAUUGUCUCAAGUGCUAUGGCGGACGAAGAAAAUGACGAGGAAGCCCGAGAACCUGGCAUUAACCAUGGCACACAUGCCAACGCUGACUCGACUUCCGACAUCGCUUCCCAGAAUCUACCACGGGAGACACCAGAGCCAACUGAUGGUCUGCUCGAUAUUGGCGAUGACUUGCUCAAGACCCCUGUGAAAGAUCCAAAUCCUCUGAGCACUGUGGGUACUAAAGAAAUGGAUGGACAGUCUGAUCACUUCGAGGAUGGAGAAGUCCAUGAAGAGACUGGCCAUUCUUUAUCUGCGGACGAUCAAAGCAAGGACGGAGAAACCUUCGAGGUUAAUGCCCCUUCGGCGGCGGGUACCCAUCCUGAGAAUGAAGAGAUCCUCAAGGAGGUAGACCGCAUAUCGCAAGGUGGUGAUAAUCCCGAAGAUGGAGAGAUCCGCGAAGAAUUUGACCACAAGUCACAAGUCGAUGCCACAAUAGAAGAGCAUCAUGGUUUGGCUCUUGGUAACGAUGAUGAUAGUGAUUACAUCGACCUCGGGAUCGCCGAACCUGAUUAUGGUGGUGAUGCGGAGCCGCCAAUCCCCCAGUCACCUAGUCGAGAUGAAAGCGUUUCCGCGAAACGUUCUCGCGAACUUGACGAGGAGUUUGAGAUGGCUGAGAUGCCCACCCCCGAUCUUAAGCGACCCCGUUCCUCAUGAUUUUUCCCUUUUCUCCCUCCUACCCUUCCCUUGAUCUGAAGGUUCGCCUUGGACAGGGAAUACCUAGUAUCUUUUUUUCUACCAUUCGAUCGGCCCCUCAGUAGGGUGUUGAUUUUGACAAUGGUGGCGUUUCCAAUCAACAGAAACGCCUGUACUAACAGCACGAACACGGUUCUAGCGACCACAGUCGAGUUAUUCAGAGAAAGAUGCAAGAGCAUCUAUGCAUUAUUUGUCUCCAGAAAAGAAAGGUACGUGAAAUUAAAACCCUUGUCCUUCUAAAUGCCCCGUUUAUGGGGUGUAUCGUCGACGCCACAUGUGAUCGAAGCAAUCUACAUGUGUCCAGGUUUGUGCACGGUCUGUUCUCUUCUUCUUCCCUACCUGCUUUUUCCCCUGUUUGUAUUUUGUUGUUUUUCUUUCAGUACAUGAGAUACCUUGUCUGAGUUCUGUAUGAUAAAUCACUGGCGUCCGUUGUGGCUAUCUUCGUCCCUCGAUACUGUACACUGCAUUUCGGAUAGCAUUCAAGGCGGUGCCGUUACCGUCUAUUGUCGAAGGGGAUAUUGGGAAAAGCGUGCUAUUAUUGCGCCUGUGAGAUAAUAUUUGUAUGUUCUAGGCCGUCUCCAUCUGUACAAGUUUUGCAGGCAUCGGACUUCUGUUCCGGUUACUGAGGACGUGAGACAGCGCUGCCGUCGAGGUGGGAGAUGUGGCAACAAGCGUCUGCUAGUAAUAUAUGAUGUGGGCACCUCUUUA